AUGUCGCAGAAUCAGUCAUAUUUUUGGCAAACCACCAAACAUAAUGUAUUUCUCAAACGCUCGGCCAGAUUACAAAUGCUACUAGCACUUAUGGCCGUGCUGACAUUCUCCACCAUAUGUCAAGCAGAGGUGGCACGCAGAGAAGUUGAUGAAAAUGUAGCCACAUUAAGUGCACCAAGCGCCUUCCCCGAUGACAAACAGUAUGCAAAAGAUGCCAUAAACGUGAAUGCAGGAAAUGAAUUAAAUGAAAAUGAUGCCACCAAUGAACCGAAAACGAAUACCGGUUUUAUCGAUGCGUUCUCCGCAUCGAUAUCAGUAAUUUUAUUUACUGAAUUAGGUGAUAAGACUUUUUUCAUUGCUGCCAUUAUGGCGAUGCGCCAUCCGCGCUUAAUCGUCUUUGCUGGCGCCAUAUCAGCGCUGGCGCUGAUGACCGUACUCUCGGUGGUGUUUGGCAUGGCAGCAACUAUUAUUCCUAAGGUUUAUACAUAUUACAUUUCAACUGCAUUGUUUGCCAUAUUCGGUUUGAAAAUGAUCUAUGAGGGUUACUUCAUGAAGGAUAGUGAUGCACAGGAGGAAAUGGAAGAGGUGCAAUCAACUUUACGUAAACGUGAGGAUGAGUUGAUGCGUUCAAAGCGUGGCAAAUACGAUGAUGCUGAUGCCAAACGUAAGAACAGCAACUCGGACAAAGAUGAUGAAGACUUGGAGCGUGGCGCUGGCGCCAUAACCAACGGCACAAACGGCAACAACAUCACCUCGAACACCUCGUCCAUCACCACUGUCGUCACACAUAACAAAAAUCCCGAAAUGUCGCAUCGACAACGCAAACAUAACAACAAUAAUAAUCAUAAUAAAAAUACAAAUAAAAAUAGCUGUGAUGUAGUAAGCAACAAGGAUGCCGCUGAUUCGGAUAAUAGCAGCUGUCAUGAGAAUGAUGUCUUCCUAAAUGGUGUGAUGAAUGGUGGUGGUAGUGUUAUUGGUGUUGGUGUUGAUAUAAUCGAAAACAAAAACCUAAACACCUACCAUAGCAGUCCGGCAUUAUCGGCAUCCGUGCUUUCAAAUCAAACCGAACAAACGAAUUGUGAUGAAUUUACUAAUAGUCCCAAUAAGAUUAAUUUUAAGACUAAUAACGAUAGUGGCGAUGAUGAGGGCAUUUGCGAGGAUAAUUCUACAGUCGAUAGUAAUGGCCUUGCUGGUACACCAUUGCAUGACACACGUCAUGGUGGUAAACUAACUAAAACAGGUAGUUUUGAUCAUUCAACAACGGCUAUGGUGCAUUCAGCAUCUCAAUCAGCUGUCGUUUUUUUGCACAACAACAACAAUAAGCAUGGAAUCAUUACAGGCAAAAAUAAUAGUGUAACUAGCUUAAAUAGCCUGAGCCUCAACUCGAAUGGUGGUGUGGUGACUGUGGUGGGCGGUGGCGUUAUCGUCGGUGGACAGCCAAAUGGCGAGUUGAAACAACUCGGCGGCAGCAAGAAGCGGCUGGAACGUUCUGCUAGCUUGGUACAGGAUGCUGAGAGCGGCGUGGUACGCAAAAUUCCAAAGAAGAGUGCAGCGCAUGUUAGUAUGCGCAUACUGAUGCAGGCCUUCACGAUGACUUUUCUAGCCGAAUGGGGCGAUCGUUCGCAACUCACAACCAUUAUUUUGGCCGCUAGCAAGAAUGUCUAUGGCGUUAUUACCGGUGGUAUUAUUGGUCACUCCAUUUGCACAGGUUUGGCUGUGAUCGGUGGGCGUAUGGUGGCUGCGAAAAUUUCUGUACGCACUGUAACCAUAAUUGGUGGCAUUGUAUUUGUUGGAUUUGCUGUGUACGCUUUAAUUGUAAAACCAGAUGAUAUUUAAAGUACAAUUUAAUCGAAUGAAAAAAUGUAUACUACAAAAAAUGAUUGGACGUUUAUGGAAACAACAAAUAGUAUUUAGUUUAUUCUUACAUAUUGCUUUUGUUUUUUUUUUUUACAAAGUGCUCAAAUUCUUUUACAAUUUCGUUCAUGUAUAUUUUUCUGCUCAAAUAUUUAGUCUGAUAUUUUCACAACUUUCACAACUAAAGUGCACUUAACGCUGUUUUGCAAUGUUAAAAUGAGUUUAUAAAAAAAAAUAAAAAUAAUUAAACAAAUUAAAAUGUAAUAAGCAAAUUAUAUGACAUUUUCAGUUGUUAUAUCAAUGAAAAAGACACAAAUUUCUCUACCUUCAAGUUCACUUUCGAAAAAGAAAAUGUAAAACUUUUUAUUUUAUAAUAAAUAUUUUUUUGCAAAAUAUUUUUUUCUUGCGCUUAUAAACACGUUUUUGUAUAUUUUUUUUUUAUUUUUUGCCAAAUUACUUAACGAAGCCGGCUGUUUUUUUCAUAUAUUGUACGAGUUUCCAAAACUUAUGCAGGGAAGUAGUAUGUAAGCGUCGGGUGGCAAGGAAAAAUUCAUUAAGUACAUAUUGUACAAACACAAAAUUUUUUCCGAUUAACUCAAAAGUCGCUGUCUUUCUUUUAUUGUAAACCAAAGUUAUAAAUAAUUGCUUUUUCAAAUUCAUAAAAGUAAUCUUAUUUGUAGUUUUUUGUAACACCUUUUUUUAAUUUUUUUUUUUUUUUUAUUUUUGCUACUCUUCAUUCUAAAGUGCUUAAUGAACUUUUCCUUUCAACCAACGUUUCAGAUAUGUAUGUUAAACAAAUGUAAAAAAAUAUAUAUACAUCUAAUUUUAUAAAGUAUUUUGUAAAUCAACAACUAUGGACAAUUGACGAUUUCCACAUACAGAUUAUUAUGCGUAACACACGUAUCAAAUUUGACAAAACCAAAAUGCUAAACCGUUAUUCAAGUAUUGUGUAUUGUGUUUGCUAAGUAUAGAAAAAAAAGUGAAAACACCAGAAAAAAAAACGAAAAUUAGUUUAUUAAAAAAAUAAAAGCAGCAUAAUUCAAGCAAAAUUGUAUAUGAAAA
Messenger RNA from Ceratitis capitata (Mediterranean fruit fly), 2916 nucleotides. Its product is annotated as transmembrane protein 165. The coding region runs from base 1 to 1836 and encodes 611 amino acids. Gene Ontology annotation, cellular component: Golgi apparatus. The transcript has 5 exons. Gene Ontology annotation, molecular function: calcium ion transmembrane transporter activity; manganese ion transmembrane transporter activity. Gene Ontology annotation, biological process: Golgi calcium ion transport; manganese ion transmembrane transport; Golgi calcium ion homeostasis. The record is from RefSeq and is a predicted model, not a curated record. NCBI's taxonomy places the organism in Eukaryota, Metazoa, Arthropoda, Insecta, Diptera, Tephritidae.